GUUACAUGGUCUUCACCAUCUUGGUGAUGGGCACCUACUGGGUGACGGAGGUGAUUCCCUUACCCGUCACGGCACUCAUCCCAAUGGUUGUCUUCCCUGUCUUUGGUAUCCGAGACACGGACACCGUGGUCCAGCAAUACUUCAAGAGUGUCACCUUCUUGAUCUUUGGGGGCCUGGUCCUCGCCGCCGCCAUUGAGCAUCAGAACCUACAUCGUCGUUUCGCUCUUCGAGUACUGCUCCUGUUCGGUACCGAUCCUAAGAGGUUGUUACUAGGCUUUAUGAGUGCUACAGCCUUUCUGUCAGCAUGGAUGAAUAAUACAGCUGUCACGGCAAUGAUGCUUCCCAUCGCACGAGCCGUGCUCGAUGAGAUCGGUGAGCAGGGCAUCAAGGAAGAACACGAGAUGGAAGACGACCUCGAAGGAAAGGCGGAAGACAAGCGUAUCAACCAAGAUGAUGAGAUCGGUGAGCAGGGCAUCAAGGAAGGAAGCGAAAUAGAAGACGACCUCGGAGAAAAGGCGGAAGACAAGCGUACCAAUCAUGACGUGUUGUCAUCGGACGAACAUACAGGAAAGAGAAACGGUGAUGAAUCACAAAGUCUAUUCGGAAAGGAGACAGGUCUACAUUUUGGAAGUUGGACACUCUACUGCUUCCCUCAGAUGGUCGUCUGCAUCCUGGUCAUUUGGUUGUGGCUACAGUAUAUGUAUCUACCUCGCAGAUGUAAAAGCAACAGCCAAGAAGACACCUUCCAACCAAAAGAGAUUAAAAAGGUGAUACAGCGUGCAUACGACGAUCUUGGCCCGAUGAGGUUUGCAGAAUGGGCUGUAUUGGGGCAUUUUCUGAUCAUAGUCGUACUAUGGAUCACCCAAGACCCGAAUGUAUUUCCCGGCUGGGGGUCUUUCUUUCCUACCGGCCUCUCAAGUGCAACUCCGACAAUACUGAUCACUAUUUCGCUGUUCAUGUUUCCAUCUGAGAGACCGCUCCGUCUAAUACGAAUCAGGGAGCAGCAAACUAAAGCCGAGAGCGAUCCAGAAAUGUGCCUAUCGAACGAUGCAAGUACGAGUACAGCUGGCGUUAACGAUGCUACGAAUGGGAGUGAAAGUCGCCCAAAACUAGCCAAAGUCAAGUCCAUUCCUGCGCUUAUCAGCUGGGACGUGGUACAUGAGAAGAUGCCAUGGGGUGUACUGAUUGUUGUAGGUGGAGGAUUCGCCCUUGCAGAUGGAUGCAUGGAGUCUGGUUUGUCAGCUUGGUUAGCAGAACAGUUCAAGAUCUUUUACGGGAUACCUCCUUUCGCCAUGGCUUUAAUCAUAGCUAUCAUAAUAUCAGUCCUUACCGAGUUUACUGCUAACGCUGUCACCGUCGCUAUCUUUCUUCCUAUCGUGGCGGAAAUGGCCGUUGCUACGAGGAUAAACCCGUUAUAUCUGAUGGUUACCGCUACAGUCUCAUCUUCCUUCGCCUUCAUGCUCCCCGUAGCUACCCCGCCCAAUGCCAUCGCAUUCUCCAGCAAGGAAAUCAACGUUAUCGAUAUGGUGAAAACAGGUUGUCUUCUCAACUUCUUGUGCAUCUGUGUAUUACUCUUCUGUAUGAACACCCUCGGCCGACUGAUCUUCAACAUUGCAGUCUUUCCCGACUGGGCUAACAGUCUUGAUGCCAAUACCACCGACAUUUACAACGUGUAUAACUCCACAUCCGUACCAUUUUGAUCAGACAGGUUUUUAACCCCAAAACGGGAAAAGCCAAAAUGUCCAAAUGUCCAAACGUCAAAUGAAAUCUUUUCCCAAUUUUACUAUAGUUCCCCUUUGCAAAUAUGUUUCAAGCUUUCCUCUUCUUUGCAGCUGUUUAUAAGAUGACAUUGUUCAAGUGAUUUUGGCACGUACACAUUCAAUCAAUUUUAACAGACAUUAGAAUUAAAUGAGUAGACGACAGACUUCAUGCAUGGCUGAUUGUCAACGAAACGGAGUUUAGUCUUUUGUCAAUUCUGCUUGUUGCUAC
Molecule: messenger RNA, 1989 nt
Organism: Strongylocentrotus purpuratus (purple sea urchin)
Lineage: Eukaryota; Metazoa; Echinodermata; Echinoidea; Camarodonta; Strongylocentrotidae
Product: solute carrier family 13 member 3-like
Exons: 12
Coding region: 6-1700 (564 amino acids)
Biological process (GO): monoatomic anion transmembrane transport
Cellular component (GO): membrane
Molecular function (GO): transmembrane transporter activity
Source: RefSeq, a predicted model, not a curated record